GCAGCGGAUAUGAAGGCUAUCGUAAUAUUCUUUGGAGGUCUUUGCUUCUGCUUUGCUGCACCAAUUGAGGAGCAGCAGUAUGGAGACGCAGAAUCAGACAGCAAUGAAGGGGGCCUGAGGACUUUGCUGAACGAAGUGAAACAGACGCUCUCCAAUAUCAACACACACGCGCAGCCGGAGCCACCACAACAACCCACACUGGUAGCUCCACAAAAGGAGGAGCAGGAGCAGAGCCCUCUGUCCCCCAGCAUCAGCGCCUCCCUCCCGCCUCCACCACCUCCUCAGCCUGCUUCACCUCCUGUACCUGCUCCACCUCCUGCACCUUCUGUCAUUACAGUUUCUGCUGCAGAGCCCAGCCCAGACGCAGGUGCUGCUGCCGCCCCAUCCCACACCCCCCAGAUCCACCUGGUCAUCUCUACGCAGCCCCAGCAGCCCGAGGUUGUGAACCCCCUGCCCCAGGACCCCGCAGCCGCAGCCGGCGCCAACCCGCAGCUCAUCCCGCCCUGUACGGUGCAGCCGGGUGCACAGCUGGCCGCGCCGUGCUACCUGACCUACACCACCGGUGGACUCCCGCAGCCAGGAGUGUCACCUUUCCUCCCCUACGGCCCUCCACCUGUCGCCCCCCACCUGGGGCCCCUCCCCUACCCUGCCAUCGGGCACCACCCUGGCCUUCCUCCUUCCUUUAACUCACUGUUGAAUCCCCAUGCUGGACCAUACCCCCAUGCCGUCUCUCCCCUUAACCCAAUGCUGAACCCCCACACUGGGCUGCCGCAUGGCGCUGUGCCCCUCAGCCCACUGCUGAACCCCCACACUGGGCUGCCUCAAGGUGCCAUCCCUCCCCUUAACCCACUGCUGAACCCCCACACUGGGCUGCAGCAUGGUGCCAUGCCCCUCAGCCCACUGCUGAAUCCCCAUGCUGGACCAUACCCCCCUGCCGUCUCUCCCCUUAACCCACUGCUGAACCCCCAUGCCGGGCUUCCUCAAGGUGCUGUGCCCCUCAGCUCAUUGUUGGACCCCCACACUGGGCUGCCUCCAGUCCGUCCCCCCACGGGGUCUUGA
Molecule: messenger RNA, 1059 nt
Organism: Engraulis encrasicolus (European anchovy)
Lineage: Eukaryota; Metazoa; Chordata; Actinopteri; Clupeiformes; Engraulidae
Exons: 4
Coding region: 10-1059 (349 amino acids)
Source: RefSeq, a predicted model, not a curated record